AUGUUCGCUCGUGUCUACUCUGUCCUCGCCUUCGUCCUCUUCUUCGCUGGCCUGGCCGCCGCUACAACCACUACGGUUACCGUCACCACUUUUGCCCCCGGUGCUACUCCCACCACCCCCGCCAGCCAGUGCAACACUGACUCUCUCUUCUGUUGCAACUUCGCAUCCCAGGCUAACGCUCUCGGCGGUGUUAUCUCAUUCCUUCUGAGCUUCGCUCAAAUCGCCGUUUCUCCUGUUACCGCCCUCGUUGGUGCUGACUGCACGUCUCUUCUUGUUGGAAAUAGCUGCAGUGCUAGUGCCCAACCCGUCUGCUGCCAGAACAACAACUUCGCUGGAGCCCUCGUAAUUGGCUGCACUCCCGUCAACGUCAACCUCUAA
Messenger RNA from Psilocybe cubensis, 378 nucleotides. RefSeq lists its product as uncharacterized. NCBI's taxonomy places the organism in Eukaryota, Fungi, Basidiomycota, Agaricomycetes, Agaricales, Agrocybaceae. Bases 1 to 378 code for a protein of 125 amino acids. Gene Ontology annotation, cellular component: fungal-type cell wall. Gene Ontology annotation, molecular function: structural constituent of cell wall. The record is from RefSeq and is a predicted model, not a curated record. The transcript has 4 exons.